Molecule: messenger RNA, 641 nt
Organism: Cinara cedri
Lineage: Eukaryota; Metazoa; Arthropoda; Insecta; Hemiptera; Aphididae
Source: the annotation of a GenBank genome assembly
AUGGAAUCCAAAGAGGACAUCUUAAAAAAUAUCGACGACUUCAUAAAUUUGGAACUAGAAACACCGUUGACGCCAGACAGAGAGGACGACACUGAUCGAUCAGAUUUGGAGCGAGUGUUCGAAGAAAUGGAUAGUCAACUAUUUACAAAACUCUCAUGCUAUUCACCGCCCAGAGUGUUUCCAUCGUUACCACAGGAGACGGCUGGCGAACGGGACGAUGUACAGGUCGGACGUACGCAAAGGGACGAACGUAAUCUCGCGAAAAAAAAAACUAAACGGAAUAUCACGAAGAAUAAAAGAAAAGUAAUUUUGAAUCGUCGAGCAAUGUGGAAGAAAAUUACAAUAACGUAUAAUUUAAACAUGUAAUAAUACAUUAUUAUUGAUAUUAUCAUAAUAAGCAUUAAAAUAUAGUAUAGGCCAUGAUGAAAAAAAAUAAUAAAUAAAUAAAUUAUUGACCGUUGCAGAAACGUCGAUUCGACAAACAACCACUUAUCGGAUUAAGAAUAUUAUGGCCCGAUUUUGAUUCAAUAAAUAUUGAAAACAAUACCAUAACUAUUGUGAUAAUACACCUGAUAACACAAAUACUCAAUAUGUUUUCCAGUUUUUCGCAAUGUUUACUAAUCAUACAAGUUGUAUUAUAG